CAAUCGAUUAUCUGCUUCCUCAUGCCUUCUUGCAGACCGCAGUGCUCAUUUCCACAAUUGGCGCGCGUAGUCGAAACUGAGAAUGUUCACUUCUCCAUAGGAUCUGUUUCAAGCAAGAAUAUAUCAAAAGCCCGUAGGAUUGCAUAUAUAUGCUCUACUUUUUUUUUCUGUUGGAGUUUAGGUGAUCCUACACACAGCGAAGGGUUACAGUCAUGCUCUAAUAACUGACCAUGAUGUGAUGAGACGGGUGUCAACCGGAGUGACACGUCAAGAGGUGACAGCUCGGGUGCACAGUGUAACAAAAGUGAUUUCGCAAAUCACGCACAGUAUACAUUUGUAAUACUCCUGUUAAUUUGCAGAAUGCUAGUCCUCCUGAAAUGUCAUCUGCUGACGUACUACCUCCCUGUACAUACAUCACGCUACCGACAAAACCUAGCUUUGGCAAAAUAUCCCAUUUCCACCAAAUUCCAGGGUAGCCCCAGCUUUUGGCUAUUGCUAUACUGCGCCUCUCGUGGCUAUAAGUGCUUCAAGAUAAAUAGCCGCCUUAACAUGAAUUAGUGAAAGCUAGCAACUCUGCCACGGAACCUAUAGGAGUUCGACGCCAUAGCAGACAUCGUCAUGGAAAAACGAGCAAUUUCUCAAUCAGAUAAGUCAAAUCUGUCAACCAUCUCGUAUUCAACAGCUAGCCACAGGAAUUCAUGCAAAGCGGGGAAUGCGCCGUAAUCAGUCAGCGCAGCCAACGCAGCAGCUUCUCAGGGCUCUACCGUUAUCUCAGCCGCAAACCGGGAGCGUUUACAGGUGUCGACAGGCGCAACAACUUUUCAUUAAAAACAGUAUCUCAAUUGAGAUACCCUUGGCUCAGAGAACUUGCGCAAGUGUCGAAUCCACUGUCUUGAUGCACGAAUCACUGAAAGGCAGUACUGUUCCCACCGAAUACACUCCAGUAGGUUGUGGCAAAAAGGAAUAUCCAAGUUCUUCUGGUACACGCGAUUGCGCAGAUCACUCGGGCGCGGAGGAGUAACCGCCCAACAACCACGUGACUAUCGAACAUUCACCUCAGCAACCAUCUUCGUCUCCCAACAUGACACCACCACCAACACUACUACGGGCAAAAAAAU
Periconia digitata is the source of this 1118-nucleotide messenger RNA. The record is from the annotation of a GenBank genome assembly. NCBI's taxonomy places the organism in Eukaryota, Fungi, Ascomycota, Dothideomycetes, Pleosporales, Periconiaceae.